AUGCGGGGCGUUUGGGUCUUCUGCUGUUCCGUCGUCGCACUGCUGCUCCAAGUGCCUUCCAGUGAGGCCUUCCUGAGGGCCCCCGUGGUCCCUCACAGGGGGGACCCCUCUCUGCCCGUCAGGGUGAGGGGCCCCCUGGCUUAUUCAGUUAAGGGGCUGACGGGGCUUCUCCCUGUGCGGAAGAAAGCAAGUGUCUGUAUCUGCACACCGCAGCUCAGUUUCCGCAACAGUUCCCACCUUGUUGCUGCUACUGCGGCAGCAGAUGCACCAGCAGCAGCAGCAGCAGCAGCAGCAAGCCCAGCUGCGCCCGGCGACUCGCCUGGAGCAAGCACAAAAGAACCAGCAGCAGAGGAGAAUUCACAGCGGGCCUUGUCUUGUGAGUUUGCGGAUGAAUUGAUAGAGAGCUUUGGACAGUAUGCCAUCUCCACAAUUCACUCGAGGGCCCUUCCCGACACAAGAGAUGGGCUAAAGCCUGUUCACCGCAGGAUUAUAUAUGCCAUGCAGCUGCUGCAGCAACUGGGUCUCAGCCACGCUGGGCCCUUUAGAAAGAGCGCGAGAGUGGUUGGGGAGGUGCUGGGUAAAUUUCAUCCCCACGGAGACAAAGCCGUAUACGACGCUCUCGUCCGGUGCAGCAAACUGGCGCAGCCAUUUGUUUACCAGCUGCCGCUCAUAGAAGGCCACGGGAACUUUGGCUCUGUUGACGGUGACCCAGCAGCUGCAAUGCGCUACACAGAAUGCCGGCUGUCUGCUUUCUGCCAGGAUGUUCUCCUGAAGGACCUGCACACCUCGGCCUGCGGCUUUCGCAGCAACUUCGACGCCACAGAGGUGGAGCCCGACUUUUUCCCCGCACGUUUGCCAUUGCUACUGUUGCAAGGAACUGCUGGAGUAGCUGUGGGCCUCUCUACAAGCCUCCCCCCACACAACCUCAGCGAAGUGGUCUCUGCAUGCAUUGCUCUGAUUGACAACCCGCGCAUUUCAGAUGCUGCACUUUACCGGCUGCUGCCCGGUCCAGACUUUCCUACGGGGGGCCUACUAGUGCAGCCGCCUGAGGCCAUUGCAGCAUACAGGAAGGGCCACGGAUCUGUGCGGCUGCGAGCCCGGGGCUUUGUAGAAGUGAAGGAGAAGCAUCACCUUGUUACUUCUGCUGGAGGUGGCAAGAGACAGAAACAGGGACCAAGCCAACGUGGAGGGCCACAGUGCUUGCAGAUAGUGGUCACAGAGCUUCCCUAUGGUGUCAAUAAGGUCAGGUGUUUGAACUGCUGCCUGAGGCGUCACCUCGCGAGGUUUGGAGGCAGUUGGUGUCCAGCACAGCGCUUGAGGUGUCUGUACAAUGCAACUUUGUGGCCCUUAAGGACGGAAAGCAUCCACACAGCCUCUCAAUUAGAGUCGUGGCUUCAAGCUCGUUUAAGAGCCGUGAGAGCCCGCACGGAACGGGAGGAGCAGCUGCUCUUGCAGCAGCAGCACAUUCUUGAAGGCAGCACAAAGGCAGCAAAACACUCGCGAGAAAUUGUGGAUCUGCUUCAGCGUUGCAGAGACGCGGAAGAGGUGGUCAGCAAGCUCAUGGGUCUACUGCAGCUUGAACAGCAGCAGCAGCAGCAGCAGCUCGAAGAGACACGCCGGAAGGCAGAGAGACUCCGUCGCCUUUUGUCAGAUGACGCUCAGCUCUUCACCCUCAUCAAGGAGGAACUACAAGAAAUAGAUAGGAAGUACGGGAGCCCCCGCAAGACACUGUUUCUUCGAAAAGGCCCCCAAGUUUCAACUAAGAGCGCCGGAGGGGCUUUGCAGCGCCCGAAUCCUGGAGAGGGAGAUGGGCUUGAGACUUUUGAUGGCGAAGAGGAGCUAAUAGAAAGUCAAAAAGACAGCAAGAGUUACUUGUUGCUCGUCACGCGCAAGGGCUUCUACAAAAGAGUGUCGGAGGCCUCAAUUAGUCUGCAGUCCAGAGGGGCUACAGGCCAGCGCUGCUUCACCGCAGGCGCGAGACCAAACCCAGCAAUAGGCCACUGCACAGUCGGAGCACCCCAGCAGCAGCUCCAGCAGGACAGAGGCAGCAGCGACAGUGUAGCAGCAGCAACAGAGUGCAGAGACGGCGACUGGAUAUUGUUCAUAUGGAGGGACGGGAGAUGCUUGACCCUUCCUGGCUCUCAUCUGCAGCGCCACGGACUGAAGACAACGGCCUCUUUUGUUGCUGUUGGUGCCUCCAAGCGAGGCGUGCAGCCUGCUGCUACUGCUGCAGCAGCAGCACCCGCCAACGCUGUAUCAGCAGCAAGAACAGGAUCAGACAGUGAAAUUGAAGGACAUCUGGGCUGCGUAGUUCGUGUGGGCAAGGAAGAGAUAGGAGGCCAGCUGGUAGUGGCUACUCGGCAGGGGCUGGUUAAGGCUCUGUCUCUGGGGCUUCUGCUGCCCACAGGGACAAAAAGGAAGAAUCGCACACGGCGGCUGCUGCCGUUGGGACUUGGAGAUGCAGUAGCGGCGUGCGCGGUGGUAAAGAAGAGGCCAACGAAAAGUGACAGAGAUGCGCAAGCCAUUAAGGAGGAGACGGAUACGGAUUUGGGAACGAGUCCAGAGACAGAGGCAAGAAACGGGGUCCACGAUGGUCCAAACAAAAGCGCGGAGAGUCAAGAACAGACAGAAACAUUGGGAGAAGCAAAAGGAGAAAAGGAUUACUCCGUUGUCUUAGGCACUGCCUUUGGCCGCGCCCUUCGUUUUCCAUGUAGUUCCCUGCCUCAGGCGAGCUUAUUGUCGCGGGGCGUCAAGGGCAUCACUUUAAGGAAGGACGACAGAGUCGUUGCUCUUACUGUCGUUCCCCCUAAAGCUGAUCCCGAAGGAGAUUCUCUUGUAGUUCUUACAAAGAAAGGCCGAGGCAAACGGCUGCUUCUCCAGCACCUCUCGCCACAAAGACGAGGAGGCGCAGGCAAAGCUGUGCUUCGACUGGCGAACCGGGAGGGGCCCCCAGGACGGGGCCACCAAGGCCAGGCUGCUACGGGGGCCCCCAAUGGCGGGAACUCUCAAGAAAGACCUCCUCAGGAGGAAAGCCAAAAAGAAGCCCCAGAGCCAGAGGACACUCAAGAAGGCGCCUCUGCAGGGAACCCUCAGAAAGGGUCUCCUGGGGAAGAAGCUUCUCGCGAAGGGGCCUCUAAAGAAGGCCUUCAGGGAUGUGCAGGUGCGGAUUUGGCCGGCUUGCGGGGGGGGCCCGAGCCUGCAGACGAGCUGUGUGGUGUUUGGUUUGUCGGGGGCCCCCCAAGGGAGGUUGGCUUGGUGACAGAGCGAGGAAUUGUCUCCCGUCUCUCUGUCUCCUCUAUCCCCGUGUACAGCAACAAACUAGCUAAGGGCGUCUUCCUGCAGAGACUGCGGGAGGCUCCCAAGGCUGCAGACGCUGCUGCCACCGCUGUGCUGCUCAGCGAGCAGCACAAAAGCAAGCAAACAGCACAAACAAACAGCGCCUCUGCUGCAGCGGCUGCUGCUGCUGCUGCUGCUUCUGCUCGUUUUGCUGCUGCAAGGGUGUGGGCGGCGGAGACUCAGAGGCGCUGA
This is a messenger RNA of Eimeria necatrix, 3528 nucleotides long. RefSeq names its product DNA gyrase subunit A, putative. Lineage: Eukaryota; Apicomplexa; Conoidasida; Eucoccidiorida; Eimeriidae. Gene Ontology annotation, cellular component: DNA topoisomerase type II (double strand cut, ATP-hydrolyzing) complex. Bases 1 to 3528 code for a protein of 1175 amino acids. The record is from RefSeq and is a predicted model, not a curated record. Gene Ontology annotation, molecular function: ATP binding; DNA binding; DNA topoisomerase type II (double strand cut, ATP-hydrolyzing) activity. The transcript is spliced from 13 exons. Gene Ontology annotation, biological process: DNA topological change.